Molecule: messenger RNA, 3559 nt
Organism: Myiozetetes cayanensis
Lineage: Eukaryota; Metazoa; Chordata; Aves; Passeriformes; Tyrannidae
Product: transcription factor SPT20 homolog
Biological process (GO): regulation of transcription by RNA polymerase II
Cellular component (GO): SAGA complex
Molecular function (GO): transcription coregulator activity
Source: RefSeq, a predicted model, not a curated record
UCUAAUUCGCUAUAGAUACAGAGAAUAUUCAGCUAAACCUUAUCAGUAAAAACAGGGUUUGAGAACAGGACUUGCAAUAUAUCACUUAGGCCAUAAAUGUCAGCACUAAGACAGAAACAUCUUCUUAACAAGAGAGAGUCCUUUCUUUAACUUUCCUUUGAUCUUCUACCAGGGUAGUUUUACUUUGCUCCCUCGCAUUUUCUCAUCGGUGCUUUCCAGCAGCUGCAAGGUCUCUUGAUAAUCAUGUCCUCGGUUACACAGCCAUUCUCUCGCAAUAUUCUCCAUAUUCUGUAGUGGUAGAUUCUAACAAACAAUAGCACUUUAAGUAGCUGGCUUUUUUCAUGAACAGGUAAGAACUUUGUGUUAGGUACAUUGUAGAUGAAUGGUGAAAAGCCUGAGUGGUUUUGUUGUAUAUUUCUUUGUUGUUGUUGUGUCAAGUUUUUCUUCCCUGAAUUCUAUUAUAAUGAAAUAUGAAAUAUUCACUAUCUAUGAAAUAACUGGUGCUACCUUGGAGUGGACGUGGCUCAUGUGCCUUCUGUUCCUUGAUGUUCAAAUAAAGGUAUUUGCUUUCACGAACAACUGAUAGGGAUGGUUUAAACUGAGGAAAUAACACAAAUAUCUUUGUGGGAAGAGGUAUCUAUUACAAAUGUUUCUAAGCUUUACUGAAUAUUAGAGCUUAUUACAAUACAUUCCUAGGGGCUUUACCCACCUGCCCCUGAAAUUAAUGCAUUGCUUCUCUGGACUUUCCUGGAGCUGAAUCAAGUCCCAAGCAUUCUCCUACAAGACUUUGGUUCUUAGUAUUGUCCUCUAUCUCCUCCCUGCCCUGAAUCAGUUUCAUUGUUUGGUGCAUUUAGCAGCUGCACAUUAUUGCUGGACAAAGGAGGCAUCAGAGCUAAAGUGAAUGCCAGAGGAGGAAAGUUAGGAGCCAAGGAAGACUUUCUUUUUUUGUUUAUUCUGGUUUGAAAUACUUGUUAAAGAACUCAUUAUUCUUUUUGCUCUUCUUGAAAUACAGGAAUAUCAGCUGCAGGUAUACUGAAGUGAAAGACAUUCCAGAGGAGCUAAAUUCAUUAAAGGAAAUGCAACAAGCUUUGGAAGUGGCAUUGGAUCGUGCCGAGUAUAUCAUUGAAAGUGCCCAUCACAGACCUCCCAAAAGAAAAUAUUUAUCCAGUGGAAGAAGAUCUGUGUUUCAAAAACUCUAUGAUUUAUAUACACAAGAACGUGAAAAAGAGCCGGAGAUAAAGAAGCUGAGGAGAAAUGUGAAUUUACUUGAGAAGCUGGUUAUGCAGGAGACGUUGUCAUGUUUGGUAGUGAACCUCUAUCCGGGAAAUGAGGGUUAUUCACUUAUGCUCAGGGGAAAAAAUGGUUCAGAUUCUGAGACCAUUCGUCUGCCUUAUGAGGAAGGAGAGCUGCUUGAAUAUUUGGAUGCAGAGGAACUACCACCUAUUUUGGUUGAUCUUCUGGAAAAAUCUCAGGUUAAUAUUUUUCAUUGUGGAUGUGUCAUAGCAGAAAUACGUCACUAUAGGCAGUCUGGUAACAUGAAAUCUCCAACAUACCAAAGCAAGCACAUUCUUUUGCAUCCUACAAUGCAAACUUUAAUUUGUGAUGUGCAUUCUAUAACAAGUGACAACUACAAAUGGACACAGUUGGACAAACUCCUACUUGAGAGCCAACUUAUUUUGGCUACAGCAGAGCCUUUGUGUCUUGAUCCUUCGAUAGCAGUGAUGUGUACUACAAACAGACUCCUGUACAACAAGCAGAAGAUGAACACUCGCCCCAUGAAACGGUGCUUCAAAAGGUACUCAAGGUCCUCUCUGAACAGACAGCAGGAAGUAGCUCACUACUCAACUCCACCUCAGCUCAGACUACUUGACUACUUACAGAAAAGGAAGGAGAGGAAAGCAGCCCAGCAGUAUGACCUCAAAAUUUCUAAAGCUGGAAACUGCGUAGAUAUGUGGAAACAGAACCCUUGUUACUUGACUGCACCUUCUGAAGUAGACGUGGAAAAAUAUGCCAAAGUGGAAAAGUCUAUCAAGCCUGAUGACUCACAACCAACUGUCUGGCCAGCACAUGAAAUAAAAGAUGAUUAUAUAUUUGAAUGUGAAGUUGGUACUCAGCUUCAAAAAACAAAGCUGACCAUUUUCCAGUCUCUUGGCAAUCCCUUGUACUAUGGUAAAAUUCAGACACUCAAAGGUGAUGAGGAAAAUGACAACCUAUUAACUCCAUCACAGUUCCUUAUUGGUUCGAAGACUGAUGCUGAAAGGGUGGUGAACCAGUAUCAGGAGUUAGUACAAAGUGAAGCCAAAUGUCCUGUGAAAAUAUUUCAUAAUUCAAGUGGAUCAGUCAAUCUAAGUCAUCUUUCUCCAGGGAAGGAAAUGGAACAGCCAGAAAGUAUAUCAGGCUCUGUUCAGUCUUCAGUGCUGGGGAAAGGUGUAAAACACCGACCUCCUCCUAUCAAAUUACCUUCAAGUUCAGGAAGUAGCUCUUCAGGUAAUAUUUUUAGUUCACAACAGUCAAGUGGCCAUCUAAAAUCCCCAACUCCUCCUCCUCCUUCUAAGCCUCCUGGUCUUUCUCGGAAACAAUCUAUGGAUCUUAAUCAAGUUAGCAUGCUCUCUACAGCUGUCAUGUCUCCUGUGAACUCUUCACAAAGGUCUGGAACUCCUAAACCAUCUACUCCUACUCCAACCAACACCCCUUCAUCGACCCCACACCCUCCUGAUGCUCAGAGCUCAACUCCUAUUACCCCUUCUGCCACCCCUCCUCCCCAGGAUUCAGGCUUCACCCCUCAGCCCACUUUGUUAACCCCAUUUGCUCAGCAGCAAAUGUCUCUGAGCCAGGCACUGCCCGUAAUGACCAUUCCUCUUUCCACCAUGGUAACAUCCAUUACAACAGGAACAACCUCCACCCAGGUCAUGGAAAACCCUACAGGACUUAACUUCAUCAAUGUAGUGGGCUCAGUGUGUGGAGCACAGUCACUGAUGAGUGGUUCAAGCCCUAUGCUGGGGUGCAACACUGGUGCCAUAGCCCCUGCAGGUAUAAAUCUGAGUGGCAUUUUACCAUCAGGAGGUCUGGUACCAAGUGCGCUGCCCGCUGCAAUGCAGUCUGCCUCUCAAGCAGGCAGCCCCUUUGGUUUGAAAAAUACAUCAAAUCUUCGGCCCUUAAAUCUUCUACAGAUACCAGGUGGAAAUUUUAUUUUUAACCCACUCCAGCAGCAGCUGUCACAGUUUUCUCCACAGCAACAACCUCAGCAGCCCACAGCCUGUAGUCCUCAGCAACAGGGAGAGCAGGAGUCUGACCAAGGUCCAUCCAAUCAAGAUCAGGCAUUAUCUGCCCAACAAGCUGCUGUAAUUAACCUGACUGGAGUAGGGAAUUUUAUGCAGCCUCAAGCCACAGCAGUUGCGAUUCUUGCAGCAUCAAAUGGCUAUGGCAGCGGCAGCAGCACAAGCAGCUCACCUGCACCAUCAACAGCAUUCAGGCAGCCACUCAAAAAGUAAAGGGACAAGAGGCACACCAGCCCCUCCAAAAUCAUGAGACAUGGCUCCCCCCAAAACCCAAAUUCUUC